GACGAUGGAGAGGAAAACGACACUAUUCCUUUACUUCUUCUUUCUCUACGAAUAUUUGAACAUAUUCAGUCUCAUUACAACGAUUAUGAUGAACUAAUGGCUCAAGAUGUACUGGAACUAUUAGAAAGCAUUGUCCAGUGUCUGGUUCUUCUCAUUGAUCUGGAUAAUGAAGAUGACAUUUUUACAGCAGUAAAAGAUCUGAUAUUGGCAAUAGAAAGGGAUCUCGAAGUGAGAAGGGUCAGGGUGAAAGGUCGUCCGCCGAUUUUAAUUGAAGAAAAUCAACUGCGAUACCUAGUGGACAAUGGUUUUAAAACAAAAGACAUAGCAAGCAUACAUGGGUGUUCAAGAAGAACCAUAGAAAGAAGGAUGAAUAAGUUUAAUAUACAUCACGAAUUCACUCAAUUGUCUGAUGCAGAUUUAGAUCUUGCCGUGCAAGAAAUAUUAUUCAUGUUUCCUAAUUGUGGUGAAAAGACAAUUAGUGGUAGAUUGAGAAGCUCUGGAAUAAUUAUUCCAAGAGAUCGUGUGAGAGAAGCUAUACACAGAGUCGAUCCUAAUGGUGUGCAAAUGCGAUGUAGACAGGUAUUGCAUCGUAGAACAUAUAAAGUUGCAUCUCCUAAUGCUUUAUGGCACAUUGAUGGGUACCAUAAGCUAAUCAGAUGGCGUUUUGUGAUACACGGCAGUAUUGAUGGAUAUAGUAGGCUCAUAACAUUCCUAAGGAUCGCCACAAAUAAUCGUGCCGAAACCGUGCUUCAGUCAUUUGUAGGAGCAGUUGAAGAAUUUGGUCUACCAUCCAGAGUAAGAAUGGAUCUAGGAGGUGAAAAUGCCCUCGUAGCAGCUUACAUGAUUGAGCAUCGUGGUUCUGAAAGGGGCAGUGCCAUCACAGGGAAAAGUGUCCACAAUCAGCGAAUCGAAAGAUUAUGGAGGGACCUGUUUGCCGGCUGCGUUUCUUUCUUUUAUUAUUUUUUCUAUUGGUUAGAAGAUAUGGAGAUACUAGACAUAAACUCACUAUAUGACAUCUGUGCCCUUCACACUGUCUUUAUACCUAUCAUUCAGAAGCAUCUUGACAUGUUUCGCCAUGGGUGGGCUCACCAUAGCAUAAGGACUGAGAAUAAUAAAACACCAAUGCAGUUAUGGGUGUUAGGUUUGAGCAGUAUUGAAGAUGAAAAUGACGAAGCCUUGCUUGGUUUAGAUGUUGAUUCAUAUGGUAUUGACUACAAUGAGCCAGUCCCACUUGGUGACGAUGAAGAAACAGUGGUAUUGGAAGAUGUAGAUAAUUUCAUUUCAGAUGACCAGAGUGCUCAAUUGAAGCAGCUUUUGUCUCCAUUUUCAGAUAAUUAUUAUUCUCAGGAAGGAAUGUUAGCACAGUACACUAUGGCAAAAACUUUUUUGAACAAUAAUUUGUCAUAAACUUUACAAUCAACUUUUUCAAUUGUAAAAAAUGUACAAUUGUACAUGUCUUUAAAUGAGAAUACAUGAAAUGUA
This is a messenger RNA of Amphimedon queenslandica, 1482 nucleotides long. RefSeq lists its product as uncharacterized. The coding region runs from base 97 to 1407 and encodes 436 amino acids. Gene Ontology annotation, biological process: DNA integration. The transcript is spliced from 2 exons. The record is from RefSeq and is a predicted model, not a curated record. NCBI's taxonomy places the organism in Eukaryota, Metazoa, Porifera, Demospongiae, Haplosclerida, Niphatidae. Gene Ontology annotation, molecular function: nucleic acid binding.